This is a messenger RNA of Debaryomyces fabryi, 516 nucleotides long. Its product is annotated as mitochondrial 54S ribosomal protein bL12m. Gene Ontology annotation, biological process: translation. Gene Ontology annotation, molecular function: structural constituent of ribosome. The transcript has a single exon. Gene Ontology annotation, cellular component: ribosome. Lineage: Eukaryota; Fungi; Ascomycota; Pichiomycetes; Serinales; Debaryomycetaceae. The coding region runs from base 1 to 516 and encodes 171 amino acids. The record is from RefSeq and is a predicted model, not a curated record.
AUGUCUUUAUUACGUCACAGUGUCAGACCAACCUUGAGAUUGGUUUCCAAGAGAGUUUCUCCAAUGGCCAUUCGUUUCAACUCGAGUGCACCAGCUGAAGAGAAGAAAGCAGUUGAUCCAAAAAUCUCAACUAUCGUUGACCAAAUUUCUACUUUGACUUUGUUAGAAACUUCAGCUUUGGUUAGUGAAUUGAAGGAAAGAUUAAAUAUCCCAGAUAUUUCAUUCCCAGCUGCUGGUGGUGCACCUGCUGCUGCACCUGCUGCUCCAGUAGAGGAAGAAGUUAAAGAAGAAGUUGAAGAAAAGACCAUUUUCUCCAUUAAGUUAGAAUCCUUUGAUGCUAAGUCUAAGCCAAAGGUCAUUAAGGAAGUCAAGGGCUUAUUAGGAUUAUCAUUGGUCGAAUCGAAGAAAUUCGUCGAAGCAGCACCAAAGGUGUUGAAGGAUAAUGUUGCCAAGGAGGAUGCUGAAAAGAUUAAGGCUGCUUUGGAAGGUUUAGGUGCCAAGGUUACAUUAGAGUAA